Molecule: messenger RNA, 1149 nt
Organism: Drosophila melanogaster (fruit fly)
Lineage: Eukaryota; Metazoa; Arthropoda; Insecta; Diptera; Drosophilidae
Gene: Spn75F
Product: serpin 75F
Exons: 2
Coding region: 1-1071 (356 amino acids)
Cellular component (GO): extracellular region
Molecular function (GO): serine-type endopeptidase inhibitor activity
Source: RefSeq, marked reviewed
AUGUUUAAACGGGUUUUAAUUUGUUUCCUGAUAUUCCUAUUAAAACAUUCAUAUGCAUAUAAUUUUGAAAUUAAUUUGACAAAGCAACUGAGCAAGGGUCGAUUGGCGCGGAACUUUGUGUACUCCCCAAUUGCUAUUCGGCAGGCCCUAGGACUUCUCUAUCUGAGCAAGGAUAAUGUCACGGACCAGCAGUUGGAAAGUGCCCUUCAAUUGACAGGACUUAAUCAGGAGGAGAUCAUAUCCUUAUUCAAAGAAGCCCGAGAAAAGGUUGCUCAGGAACAAUUUACAAUGGGAAAUCGCAUUUAUUUGUCCCCGGAUUACAAUGCAUCGCCGAACAUUACGCAACUUAGCGAAAAUCUCGGCGUGGAAGUGAAAAACAUGACGUUCUCCGGCGACCAAAGCGCAGCAAGUGAGAUCAAGAAGUGGCUAAAUAAGUGGAUAGGCAAGGCUGGAGGGAAUCUAUUUGGCAAGAACGAUAUAAGCCAGACCACUCAAAUUGUGGCUGUUCAAGGAAUGUCAUACUCAUGUGUGUGGAAAAACCGAGAAACGGCGCUGACAAAUAGGACAUUUACUUUGCUACGACAGAAUAAGAAACCCUUUGUCUAUACGACCCAAAUGAUGUAUACCGAAGCACCGAUGGACUUUUUCAACAAUGAUCAAGUGCGCGGUGUUAUGGUUCCAUUCAAGAACAGCGAUAUGGGAAUGCUGGUAUUACUGCCAAGGCCACGGUAUUCCACGCAGCAAAUACUAUACAGCCUGGACACAAUUUUGAAAAUAAAGUUGCGAAGGUCGAAGAAGACGCAUCUCUUUUUGCCAAAAUUUAAAGUCAGCGAAAGUGUGGAUCUUAACAUGGCCCUCAAGGCUUUGGGCAUUCAAAAUUUGUUUACUAAUACCAAUGCUGCGAAUUUUAAGCAGUAUAAUUCCUUCGAUGCCGAUCAAAAUCGUGUUUUAAUGACUAUAGAUGUGGGCGAUGACUUCGACGAUAGAGUCGUAUAUGUCAACCGGGGUUUUGUGUUCGUAGUCAAGGACAAGAGCACCAUUUACAUGAUCGGUCGCAUGGAUGCGGUUUGACAGUGCGAACUUACAGGAAUUUGCCACGAAAUGUCAGCCAAGUUGUAAAUUAAAUUAACUUGAAUUAAUCCAAACAAG